AUGGCAGUUUUACCGGACGACACACCUUCCAACGGGGUUCCUCUACCGGAACCAAUUGCAAUCAUUGGAUAUGCGUGUCGAUUAUCUGGACAGGUCACCUCACCCAAUGAUUUGUGGUCCUUGUGUACUCGGGCCCGGAGCGGCUGGCGCUCCGUCCCCAAAGAACGCUUCUCUCACGGGGCCUACCACCAUCCCAAUCCGUCCAAGCCCGGCACCUUCAAUCCUGCCGGUGGUUACUUUCUAGACGAAGAUGUUUUCAGGUUCGACGCCCCAUUCUUCAAUGUCAGCGUCCAGGAAGCUGUUUCCAUGGACCCCCAGCAGCGCCUGCUGCUGGAGACCUCCUACGAAGCCUUGGAGAGUGCGGGCAUUCCCAAAGAAUCUCUCGCGGGUCGUAACGUCGGUGUCUUUGUCGGCGGCAACUUUGCCGACUACGAGCUCAAUAAUGUGCGCGAUAUCGAAACUACCCCCCCAUUCCAGGCCACGGGAAAUGCUCCUGCUCUCCAAUCCAACCGAAUCUCCUAUUACUUUGACUUUUCUGGACCCAGUUUCACCGUGGACACCGCGUGCUCGUCAUCCCUGGUUGCCCUUCAUUAUGCCAUGCAGAGCUUGCGGAGUGGCGAGUCCAGCGAGGCGCUGGUUGGCGGAUGCAGAUUAAAUAUUCUUCCCGAUUCCUUUGUUUCUAUGUCGAUGUCACAGUUGUUCAACGACGAGGGCAAAACAUAUUCUUUCGACGAGAGAGCCACAUCCGGUUUUGCACGAGGCGAGGGUGCUGGCGUGGUUCUUCUUAAGCCGCUCGGUGCUGCUUUGCGCGAUAAAGAUCCUAUUCGAGCCGUAAUUGCUAAUUCGGGUGUCAACCAAGACGGAAAGACAAAGGGUAUUACAUUGCCGAACGGGAAGGCGCAGGAAGAAUUGAUUAAGCGCGUGUAUAAGGACGUCUAUUUGAAGCCGGAGGAUUGUGGCUAUGUUGAGAUGCACGGCACUGGAACCAAGACUGGUGACCCCAUUGAAGCGCGUGCCGUGCAACGGGCUCUGGGAAGAGAUCGCACCCCUAGGAACCCUCUCUGCAUUGGAUCUGUCAAGUCCAAUGUUGGCCAUCUAGAGGGCGCCAGUGGUGUUGUAUCCAUCAUUAAAGCUGCCAUGAUUCUCGAGAAAGGGCUCCUGCUGCCAAAUUGCAACUUCAAAAAGCCAAACCCUCAUAUUCCUCUGCACGAAUGGAACAUGAAAGUGGUCACCUCCACACGGCCUUUCCCUCGGGGCAAGAAAUAUGUCAGUGUCUCCAACUACGGUUUUGGAGGCACCAACGCCCAUGUUGUGCUUGAGAGGCCGCCUCCAUCCGGUGCACGGAAAGAUGAUGCGGAGUCAGAUGGUGAUCCCAAGCGCCGGCUGUUCUUGAUCUCGGCCAGCGAUAAGGACUCCCUAAAGACCAGGAUCCAUGAUUUCGGUGUCUACUUUGAACGACAUCCCGAGGUUUUUGAGAACUCGCUGUUCGGAAACUUCUGCUACAGUACUGGAAACAGGAUGUCACAGCUUGCAUACCGUGUUGCUGUCACUGCCACGUCACUAGAUGAGCUUGGUAUGCGCCUCGCUCAGCUGAACGUCAAUCCGGCUCGAGUGCUGGAAGCUCCCAAGAUCUCAUGGGUCUUCACCGGACAGGGUGCGCAAUGGCCUCAAAUGGGUAUCCCGCUUAUGGACGAGUACCCGGUUUUUGCGUCCACCAUGGUCCAAGCGGACCAGUGCUUGAGAGAUCUCGGCGCGCAGUUCUCUCUUCUGGAGGAACUCGGGAAGGAGACUGCUGAAUCCGACAUCAACUCGCCGCACCUCAGCCAGCCAGCCUGCACUGCUCUCCAACUUGCUCUAACUGACCUUCUCCGCUCUUGGGGGAUUCAGCCGGAUGCCGUCGUGGGCCACAGCUCCGGUGAGAUUGGUGCCGCCUAUGCUGCCGGAAUCUAUGAUCUGGAAGCUGCCAUGGGGCUUGCUUACUACCGUGGUCAAAUGGCUUCCCUCCUGAAGAGUACCUACCCUGAUCUGCGUGGAACCAUGAUCGCCAUUGGUACCAGCCCAGAGGAGACCAAGCCAAUGCUGAAGGGUCUCAAGGCGUAUGCUACAAUUGCUUGCGUGAACAGCCCCUCUAGUGUUACGGUCUCUGGGGAUGCUGAUGCCAUCUCCGAGCUAGAGGCUGUUCUGAAGGAGAAAUUGAUCUUUAACCGGCGUCUCAAGGUCGACGUGGCUUACCACUCCAAUCAUAUGGUGAAUGUGGCUGAAGCUUAUCUCAAGGCCAUCGAAGCUAUCAAGCCUGCGACUGCCGGAAUAGCCACCUUUUUCUCGUCAGUCACUGGUGGGAUCGCUGAGCCGGCCGAUCUGGGUCCUGCCUACUGGGUGCAGAACCUGACUUCUACCGUCUUGUUCGCUGAUGCGCUUGGUAAGAUGUGUGCCGACGACGAGUCGCGGCCAAACAUGCUCGUUGAGCUCGGCCCGCACUCUGCCCUGAAGGGUCCUAUCCUGGACACUCUGAAGGGCAUUGGCCCUCCCGCCGCCAAGGUCGGCUACGCUCCCACGGUCGUUCGCAAUUCAGAGCCUUCGCAGUCCCUUCUGGAAGUGGCUGGAGCAGCGUAUGUGCGCGGCGCGGUCCUCAAUAUGACCGAGAUCAACUUCCCCAACAGCAAGGCUAAGAACCGAUCCUUCUUGCGUGACUUGCCCCGCUACCCCUGGCAACAUGGAACCCGUUAUCGGCAUCAGUCCCGCAUUGCCGAUAAGCACUGCCACAGGGACGGCAAGCGCAACGAUAUUCUGGGAACCAUGGCUCUGUACUCGAAUGACUUGGAGCCUACAUGGCGCAACAUUGUCCGCCUUGACGAUGUGCCCUGGCUUCGGGAGCACAAGAUGCAGGGUAUGACUGUGUAUCCAAUGGCUGGCUACUUGGCUAUGGCCAUCGAAGCAGCAAAGAGACGCGCGGAGCAGCGCGAGGCGACAGUCUCCCAAUUCGAGUUCCGUGAGGUGAAAGUGGGUGCAGCUCUCGUGUUGACCGAUGAUGUCGACACAGAGACAGUCAUCACCCUCCGGCCAUACCCUGAGGGUACCCGUGGCAAUUCCGAUAUCUGGGAUGAGUUUCGCAUCUGCUCAUGGAACACCAAGCGCGCCUGGGCUGAGCACUGCACGGGACUGGUUCGGGUCCGCACCAAUGAGAAGCAGCAGACCACAGUCUCCAACGUCGCCGAGACCGAGCUGAAGCACAUGAUUGUUCAGACGAAGAAGGUGAUGACUGCCGCUACCUAUAAGGUAGAUAUACAGAACAUGUACCGGGUUCUUUCCGAGGUCGGAGCCGGCUACGGAGCAUGCUUUCAGGGCUUGGACAACUGCUUCUCUGACCCGCACCAUUCACGUGCAGACCUGUACCUCCGUGACACCAAAAAGGCCAUGUAUAAGGAGUAUGAAGCCCCCCUUAGCAUCCACCCCGUCUUUCUGGAUGCGCUGCUGCACCUUGUCUGGCCCAUUCUGGGUAAAGGUCGCAUGGAGCUCGAGACUCUUUACAUGCCUACCAUGAUCAGGAACCUGAUUAUCAGCGCCAACCUUCCUACUACCCCCGGGGACUUUGUUAAAGCCUGGUGUGUUGGUGGGCCCAGUCUGCCUACUCCCCAGCCCACUAAGUUUGACCUGUGGUUGACUUCCCAAGAUUCCACUGAGGUCCUGAUUAACAUGGAGGAUGUCAUUAUGACUCCCGUGAAGGAUUCCAAUGCCGACGGCGGUGAAAACGUCGCCGACCUGUGCUACAAAAUGGAAUGGCAACCUCUGGCCGACGCUAAGGCUAUUUUUGGAGAAGAACGCGAGGAGCCUAUCGGUUAUAUGAACGGUCACGCUAUGGACCUUACCAAGGGCCACACUGCCAAUGGAGAGCUCACCGAUGGAUGCGUCGCCAAUGGUGAACUUACCAAUGGCCAUGCUAGCGACCACAUAGCUCAGGGGGAAAAGGGGCACAUUAAUGGCAAUGGAAUCGUCGAUGGUGUCAAUGGCAUUCACAUCAAAGAGCUGUUGAUCAUGCAGUAUGGCAAGCCCGACGGCAGUGCUAACAAGUUGAGCGAGGCCAUCUCCACCGAGACUGCCAAUUGGAAACCAUCAAUUCACACUUUGGGGGAAAUCGACUGCUGUAAGAAGCAUGUUGUUGUCCUUCAAACAGACAUCACGUCUCUGCGAGACCUUACCGUCGACAUCUUCGAUAACGUCAAGAAGACCCUACUCAAUGCUUCCCACCUGCUCUGGGUUUACCAUUCGGACAGCCCUGAUGCCCAGAUGAUCGUUGGUCUCACCCGCAGUCUGCGUUCUGAGGGCUAUGGCAGGAUUGCCACAUUAGGACUCGAAGCCAAGAAUAUUGAGGAGCCAAACCCUGCUAUCUUAGCUGCUAUGAACGCCCUGUGGCUGGUAGAUGGCGAGAAGUCCUGCAAGGAACUUGAAUUCCGCGCUUGCGGCUCGGAGCUUCUUGUUCCUCGUGUCAUGAACGAUACCGUUGCCAAUUCAUUCGUUCAUAAAGAGACCCAUGAGAAAACCACCUCAAUUCAGCCAUUCUACCAGCCGGGCCGCCGUCUCAAGCUUGAGAUUGCUAGCCCGGGUUCUCUCGAUACGCUUUACUUUACAGAUGAUAAUGUCGGUACGCUGGGCGACGACGAGAUCGAGAUUGAAGUCAAGGCAACUGGUCUCAAUUUCAAAGAUAUCGUUGUCACAAUGGGCCAGCUCGCUCAGCCAURGAUCGGUAUUGAGUGCAGUGGUGUAGUCUCUUCUAUCGGCAAGAACGUCACUAGUUUCACGGUCGGCCAGCGAGUUAUGGCCUUGUCCGAAGGUGCGUAUUCCACCUACGCACGGUCCCGGGCUACAAGUGCGGCCCCCAUACCCGAGAACAUGCCGUUCCAGGUGGCUGCCACUGUACCAGUGGUAUUUUGCACAGCCUACUACGCUCUCGUUGAUCUCGGGCACCUCGAAGCCGGCGAGCGUGUUCUAAUCCACGCCGGUGCAGGGGGUGUCGGCCAAGCAGCAAUCAAGAUGGCGCAGAUGAUCGGUGCCGAACUAUUUGUGACUGUCGGCAGCGUGGAGAAGAAGACCUUUCUUAUGACGGAGUAUGGUCUCCCCGAGGACCACAUCUUCUACUCCCGUGACCCUUCGUUUGGCCGUGGUAUCAAGCGCGCCACCAACGGCCGGGGUGUCGAUGUUGUGGUUAACUCUCUGGCUGGUGAUCUCCUCCGCGAGACCUGGGAGACUCUUGCGCCAUUCGGACGGUUUAUUGAGAUAGGCAAGGCUGAUAUCACAAAGAACACCCGCCUGGACAUGCUGCAAUUCGAGAACAAUGUCAGCUUCGCUUCUGUCGACUUGACCAAGAUUGCUCAGUACAAGCCCAGACUGAUGAGACGUCUGCUCGACAAUGUCUACCUGCUCAUGUCCAAGGGCACUCUUACACCCAUUCUGCCUCUGUCUACUUACCGUAUCUCGGAGCUCGAGACGGCCUUCCGAACUCUGCAGACUGGCAAGGCGAUGGGUAAGAUCGUCGUUGUUCCUCACAAAGAUGACGAGGUUAAGGCCGUGGCAGCCAAGCUUGGCUCCUCCGUCCUUAAGGCCGACGCAUCAUACCUCCUGAUCGGUGGCACUGGUGGUCUAGGCCGGAGCAUAGCUAGAUGGAUGUCGUCCAAGGGCGCGCGUAAUAUCGUGCUCGUGUCCCGCAGCGCAUCCAUCAAUAACAAGAUCCAAGAUCUAAUCGAUGAGCUCGCCGCCCAUGGCACGGCCAUCAGCGUCAAGCCCUGCGACGUAAGCAGUAUGGAAUCUGUCGACAACCUCAUCAACCAAGAGUUAAAGGGUCUUCCACCAGUCCGCGGUGUCGUGCACGGCGCCAUGGUCCUCCGCGACAUGCUCUUCGAGAACAUGACUCUCGACGACUUCCAAGCCGUCGCAUCCUGCAAAGUCGAGGGAGCCUGGAACCUGCACCACGUACUGCACGAUUCACCCCUCGACUUCUUCGUCGCGCUUUCCUCCGUCGCCGGCAUCAUCGGGAACCGCGGACAAGCCGCCUACGCUGCCGCCAACGUCUUCCUUGACGGCUUCAUGGAAUACCGCCGGUCUCAAGGUCUCCCCGGAACAUCAAUCGACUUGACAGCUGUCCGGGACGUCGGCUACCUCGCGGAAGUCGGCAGCAAACGCCACAAAGAAGUGCUGAGGAACAUUGGCACGGACGGCAUGGAAGAAGCACAGGUACUAGCGCUUCUUGCAGCCGCUGUCACAGGGGUCUUGUCGCAAUCGUGCUCGGGGCAGUCCAUCACUGGUCUUGGCCUCGGCGCUCGUCUGGACCACUUCUGGGCGCAGGACAGCAAGUUUUGCUCUCUAUACGAGGCAGCGAAGGAGAAGUAUGGCAACAGUACGGGACACGAUAUGCUGUCUCUUCCAUUGAAAGUGCAACUUGCCAAUGCUACUAGCAAGAUGAAAGCUCAGGUUAUCUGCUAUGAGGCUCUGGCAGCCAAGUUGGCGCAGGUACUCGUAAUGCCACUGGAGGAAUUAAACCCCGAAACCAGCAUUGCGUCACUUGGUGUGGACUCAUUGGUUGCCAUUGAGAUCCGCAACUGGAUUGCUCGUGAGACGCACUCCAAUGUCCAGGUUCUGGAAUUGCUUUCAGCUGGCUCGCUGAUGGCUUUGGCGGGAAUCAUCCUUAACAACUCGACGGGUGGAUUUUCCCCUUCGUAG
Molecule: messenger RNA, 6711 nt
Organism: Aspergillus viridinutans
Lineage: Eukaryota; Fungi; Ascomycota; Eurotiomycetes; Eurotiales; Aspergillaceae
Product: type I polyketide synthase
Exons: 3
Coding region: 1-6711 (2236 amino acids)
Biological process (GO): fatty acid biosynthetic process; secondary metabolite biosynthetic process
Molecular function (GO): phosphopantetheine binding; 3-oxoacyl-[acyl-carrier-protein] synthase activity; fatty acid synthase activity
Source: RefSeq, a predicted model, not a curated record